UAUACGUAAAAAGUUUCACGUGAUGAUCAAUGCGUGAAAAAUGAAAAGUGAAAAAUUCACGUGAAGUUACAUGAUUGACUUCCAGAUUCUUUCGUUUCAUGUAAAAACGCUAAAUAAGUUUAAUUUUAUCCACUUUUGAGGUGAGGGAUUUAAAUUGUAUAAUUAUCUUUUAUUUUUAUUGCGAAUAUGAUGAAAAAGAAGAAAAUGACUCAUUUACCAGCCAUACCAUCAUCGCUUUUUCCUUGGAUAAUUGUGAUUUUAUCACUUUGUUUUAUAAACAGUUAUGAUGGAGACUUUGUUUUUGAUGAUACUGAAGCUAUUAUCAAUAACAAUGAUGUACGUGAUACAUCAUUCUGGAAAAUAUUCCAAAAUGAUUUUUGGGGUACUAAAUUAUCCCAUAAACGAAGUCACAAAUCAUAUAGACCUUUUACCAUUCUUAGUUUCAGAUUACAAUUCUGGCUAAGACAGGACUUAGUUUCACAAGACUAUCAUAUAGUAAACAUAAUAUUACAUAGUCUAAUUUGUCUAUUAACUUUGUAUGUAUAUAAUAUAUUUUUGGGGCCAGAAGGACAAAAUAUCUCAUUUUAUGCUGCAGCUUUGUUUGCAGUCCAUCCUGUUCAUACAGAAGCUGUAUCUGGAAUUGUAGGACGUGCUGAAUUAUUAUGUAGCUUGUUUACAUGGUUAUCAAUAUUAUUGUAUAAUCAUAUAAUAUAUAUAAAAAAUACAUUACAUGCAUGGGCUGCUAUGGCCAGUUUUGCUAUUUGCGUAAAUAUAGCAAUGCUGUGUAAAGAAACUGGAAUCACUGCUAUUGGUAUUUGCGCAAUAUAUGAUAUAGUUAUAGUGAGCAAAAUAUAUCCCAUUGAUAUAAUUAAUCUUCUUCUGUUUAAACAUGCUAAUAGAAAUUUAAUUAAUUUUAUUAAAUAUAAAAAUACUUUAUUAAGACUUCUUAUACUUUUUCUCCUUACAAUAAUACUUUUAUUUCUACGGUUUAAUAUUAUGGGAUUUUCUACUCCAAAAUUUCAAUCAGUAGAUAAUCCAGCGUCUUUCAUGAAUAACACACUGUUUCGUAUACUUAAUUAUAACUAUAUAUAUUGCCUGAAUAUAUGGUUACUUAUAUGUCCUUUAUGGCUUUGUUUUGAUUGGUCAAUGGGCUGUGUAUCUCUAAUCACUGGCUAUGACUAUAGAAUUUUUAUAGUCAUUAUUUUCUGGUUCAUCUUUGGAACAUUAAUUAUAUACACGUUUAUAUCUCAUAAGAAUAAAACUUUAAGGACACACACACACACACACACACAAAAUAUGGCUCACUAUAUCUUUCUGAAUUUUAGGAAAGAUUUUUCUACAGCAUGGAUGAAUCUGGGUAUAGUUCAAUCAGCAUUGAAAAAAUAUGAGGAAUCAGAAGCAAGUUAUUUUACAGCUCUACAACACCGACUAAAUUAUCCAGAUUGUUAUUAUAAUUUAGGCAUCUUAUAUCUAGAACAAAAGCAAUAUGACAAAGCAUUAAAAGCUUGGAUAAAUGCGACCAAACAGAAAUCCACACAUAGACGAGCAUGGACAAAUAUGAUAUUACUAUUAGAUGAUUUAGGUAAGACAGAAGAAGCAUUAAAAAUGGCAAAUAAAGCUUUGAAGUUUAUUCCAGAUCAUGCUUCUAUUUAUUUCAACAUUGCUAAUAUUUUGGGAAAAGAAGGAAAAUAUGAAGAAGCAGAAAUUCAAUUCAAACAAGCAAUAUUAAAAAAUCCUAUAGAUCCUAUGAUUUAUACAAACUUAGGUGUCUUAUAUCAUCGUUGGAAUAAAUUAAAUGCAGCAGAACAAAUGUAUAAAACAGCAUUACAGUUGAAGCCAGAUUUAUAUAGUGCAAAGGACAACUUACAAAGAUUGUACAUGUUAAAGGCAUCAAUAAAAUAAUUUUUGUUGUCUCUUA
Messenger RNA from Pogonomyrmex barbatus (red harvester ant), 1918 nucleotides. Its product is annotated as protein O-mannosyl-transferase Tmtc4. Gene Ontology annotation, molecular function: protein binding; mannosyltransferase activity. Gene Ontology annotation, cellular component: endoplasmic reticulum. Gene Ontology annotation, biological process: protein O-linked glycosylation via mannose; endoplasmic reticulum unfolded protein response. The record is from RefSeq and is a predicted model, not a curated record. NCBI's taxonomy places the organism in Eukaryota, Metazoa, Arthropoda, Insecta, Hymenoptera, Formicidae.